Messenger RNA from Acomys russatus (golden spiny mouse), 1418 nucleotides. It is a transcript of the gene Rap1a, whose product is annotated as RAP1A, member of RAS oncogene family. The transcript is spliced from 8 exons. Lineage: Eukaryota; Metazoa; Chordata; Mammalia; Rodentia; Muridae. Gene Ontology annotation, cellular component: plasma membrane. Bases 150 to 704 code for a protein of 184 amino acids. Gene Ontology annotation, biological process: Rap protein signal transduction; negative regulation of synaptic vesicle exocytosis; cellular response to cAMP. Gene Ontology annotation, molecular function: GTPase activity; GDP binding; GTP binding. The record is from RefSeq and is a predicted model, not a curated record.
GGCGCCGCCGCCGCCGCCGCUCCCGAGGCCGCCGCUCCUGCCCGCCGCCGUGUAGAGCUCGAGCCCCAGCCGCGGCGGAGAGGAGGGAGGAGGAGGAGGUGGAGGAGGCGCCGGGCCGCGGGGUUGUCAGUAUUUAAACAGAGCACACCAUGCGUGAGUACAAGCUAGUGGUCCUUGGUUCAGGAGGCGUGGGGAAGUCUGCUCUGACAGUUCAGUUUGUUCAGGGAAUUUUUGUUGAAAAAUACGACCCAACGAUAGAAGAUUCCUACAGAAAGCAAGUCGAAGUAGAUUGCCAACAAUGUAUGCUGGAAAUCCUGGAUACUGCAGGAACAGAGCAAUUUACAGCAAUGAGGGAUUUAUAUAUGAAGAAUGGCCAAGGGUUUGCACUAGUUUAUUCAAUCACAGCGCAGUCUACGUUUAAUGACUUACAGGACUUGAGAGAACAGAUUUUACGGGUUAAAGACACAGAAGAUGUUCCAAUGAUUUUGGUUGGCAAUAAAUGUGACUUGGAAGAUGAGCGGGUAGUUGGCAAAGAACAAGGCCAGAAUUUAGCAAGACAGUGGUGUAACUGUGCCUUUUUAGAAUCCUCUGCAAAGUCAAAGAUCAACGUUAAUGAGAUAUUUUAUGAUCUGGUCAGACAGAUAAAUAGAAAAACACCAGUGGAAAAGAAGAAGCCUAAAAAGAAAUCAUGUCUGCUGCUCUAGAAUUGAAGUCAGCAGCAGCUCUGAGCCAGAUUACAGAAAUGAAGAACUGUUGCCUAAUUGGAAAGUGCCAGCAUUCCAGACUUCAAAAACUAAAUCUGAAGAGGCUUCUCCUGUUUUAUAUAUUAUGUGAAGAAUUUAGAUCUUAUAUUGGUUUGCACAAGUUCCCUGGAGAAAAAGUUGCUCUGUGUAUAUCUCCUGGAAAUAAGGCAUAGUAUUUCUCCUUUGCAAUAGCAGUUAUAACAGAUGUGAAAUAAGAUACUUGACUCUUAAUACAAUUAUACAGAAGAGCAUGGAUGCAUUUCAAAUGUUAGAUGUUACUACUAUAAUCAAAUGAUUUCAUAUUGACCUUUUUAUCAUGACUCCUCCCUAUCAAGCACUAAAAAGUUGAACCAUCACACUUUAUAUCUGUAAUGAUAAAGAUUAUGAAAUCUUCCCUCAAACUCAUUGCAGCAGAUAACUUUUCUGAGUCAUUGACUUCAUUUUAUAUUUAAAAAUUAUGAAAAAUCAUCUGUCAUUAUAUUCUAUUAAAAUUGUUUGUGCAUAAUGCUUUGGAAAAAUGGGUCUUUUAUAGAGAAAAAACUGGGAUAACUGAUUUCUAUGGCUUUCAAAGCUAAAAUAUAUAAUAUACUAAACCAACUCUAAUAUUGCUUCUUGUGUUUUACUGUCAGAUUAAAUUACAGCUUUUAUGGAUGAUUAAAUUUUAGUACAUUUUCA